Messenger RNA from Mucor mucedo, 1618 nucleotides. RefSeq lists its product as uncharacterized. The transcript has 5 exons. The coding region runs from base 164 to 1426 and encodes 420 amino acids. Lineage: Eukaryota; Fungi; Mucoromycota; Mucoromycetes; Mucorales; Mucoraceae. The record is from RefSeq and is a predicted model, not a curated record.
AUUACGGCGUAGCUUACUUCGUUUAGAUUUGGGCUAUGACAUCCUCACCUCUGGAGCGGUAGCCAUUAAUAGACCUCAAUUAAUUGUUAAAGGUUCUGAACACGAAUACUGCACCUCAAUUUUAUAUGACACUACGACGAGAAAUAUCAUUGCCAGAGGCAACAUGGCUGAUGAAGCGAAUGAGAAUCUGGAAGGCCUCCAAGAAGGCGUUAUUUAUGUACGCAACACCUUAAGCGAUCUUGCUGGCAUUUAUUUAAAAUCAAAUCAACAAUCCUUCGUCACUACGGCACUGUACGCGCUCUUGUACGAGGAAGCUAUAGACCUGUUACAAAAAAUACUGGAUCGUUAUAAACAAAAAUUGAAUAGCGUAAAUAUGGAUUUUUAUUAUUCUUUGAAUCUUCCAACCAGUUGGGAUUAUAAAAUAAGAGAAGAUUUGUUCCUGCCUCUAUUCGUAAAAGCUGGUCUUCUCCAUGAAAAUGAUGGUCCGGGGAGGCUGCUGUUUUUUUCGAUGUUAGAGUUAAAUUUUCAAAACUUGCAGAUGAAAAGAGGAAUUCGGGACGCCACAAACUUAAAGUAUGGUGAUCAGCGCGUUAUGUGUACAAUAGAUUAUCAAGGUACAUACUCCGUGGAUUUGAAAUUGGUAUCAGCUCAAUAUCCUGCUUUCAGAUUAGCACAAAGAAAAUUGAUGCCACAAUUGUUGAAACAAACUCACUUUGUAAUCCCGUUUGGACCAAAUGAACUACGAUUGUCAUUAAUAGCAUGUGUAGAAAAACAUUGUGAUACUACGUUAUCAUCAGAAUCUAUCGACAACAUGCUUGAUAGACUCAGUCGAAUGUACGAUAGAAUUGAUUAUUUUAGAACAACAAGUGGUGUCUUAAAUAAUCAGCCAUUGCCAGACUUAAAAUCUCGCAGGACGAAUAGAUCAAUCACUUUAGGAGACAUACUUGAAUAUUUUUCAAGUUAUGCAGAAAAAUUCUUUAGAAAUGAAGUAGAUAAGCUUCUUAUAGGCAGGAGCAAUAUAGUACCCAGGCCAUUGGACAUUUUUUACACAAGGCGAAUCCCGAGAACAUUUUUAACCCUGGGGAUAAUCUCAUCAGUUAAUUGUUGGUCGAAAAAGUAUUUCAGGGAACUUAAAGAAUUUUACAUAUCCGCGGAACUCGGUGGUGAUUUCCCCAUAUUCGAACUCUUUUACUAUCGUUUCCGAAAAUAUGCAACUCAAGUGCUUUUAGAAAACCGAAUGGAAGAAUUUAACGUGCGCAGAAACCCAAUUAUACUACCCAACGAAACAACAAUGGAAGAACCCAAAAGUUGCUUAAAUCCUAUUAUCUUCAUCAAUAUCGACAUAUCGUCUACACGAAUUCAGACUGCUUUUACAUACCUAGAUAAAGGUAGACAAGUUGGACAGAAUCAAAAUUUUGAAUGGUAAUCGUGAUAGGCGUCAAAAUAUCUUUACAAAAUAGUCCAAUUAAAUUAUAUUGUAUUGCAUAAUAGUAAUAUGCGACCGUUGAAUAGUUUCAUCGAGCAAUCAGAAAUAUAUCAAAGACCAGUACUACAAAUAUCAAAUAGACUAAAGUCAGGUUUAGAAAAGAUUUUUGGUGAUCACCUUAAAUUAUACUCA